AUGAACAUAGACCACCUCCCCGGCGACCUUCUCCUCGAGAUCGCGAGCCACCUGAGGUUACCUUCAGAGAUACUGCACCUCAGCCUUACGUCCAGACACGUCUUUGGUCAGCUCGCCCAGGUUCUAUAUGCAGAGGUCAAACUACGCGGAUCUAUACAAUGCAUACAGACGCUGAAGAUGCUCGUCGCGCAUCCGGAGCGCGCACGGCACAUACGCUCGCUGUGUCUGCACCCGGACGAUCAUGGACCGUUCGCAGCGCGAAUAUGGGGACGCGGGGCGCUGUUCAACGGAUAUGCCAUAUCUGGAGCCAUACGCCGUCUGGCGUCGAAGAUGGAGAUACUACAGAGCUUUAUGUGGGAUGGAGAAGAGCUUCCCCCGUAUGAUGAUAUGUGGUUCGCUCUACGAGUCUUCUGCCCUAGAUUGAAAUUCAUCGGGACAUCCGUGGGCUCUAUUUUGACCUCGCCGAAUAGCCAUCUGUUCGACUUCAGAGAUCUGCAUGGCUUUUCCCUCAUAUUCAAACCAGGCUUCUUUGCGCAUAUGGAGCCCGGGUCGAGAGAUGAGGCUAUCCCCGGUUACAAGCGCCUGUGGUGUAUGCUCAUCAAUCACUGCCCGAAUCUGGAAGAGUUGACCAUCGACGGUUACUCUCCCGCUGAACCCGUGGACGCCCAUCGCCUCACCCGCGGGCGCUGGCCCUACUUGCGGAAACUCGUCCUAGGAGACGUCGUCACAGAAUGGCAUACGGCCUUGAAUCAUGCUGCACGCCGCUCUUUCCUCACCUUCCUCGAACAACAUCGCAACCUGGAGAUCCUACAUCUGCAUAGCGGUCAGAUGAGUGUCGGCUCUCCGUCCAUAUUGGAUGAUCUUCACGAUGGCGCGCUACCUAACGUGCGAGACUUCGGCGGAUCGCUUGCUCAGCUGCAAGCAUACGCUCACAGGGCGAAAGUUCACACCUUGCGGUUGCCUGAUGCUAUCCUGCUUCGGGAGAGCUCGCCGUUGACAGUUUCGGCUGUCCUGGUCACGGCUCCCCAACUCACGUCCCUCACGAUAUCGUUCGCUCUUCCUCACGGAUAUGAUAAUGGAGGGAUCGUUCGGUCAAUAGCAUCGGCAUGCCCCAUGCUUGAGCACCUCGACUUCACCUGCGCCUGCCGGCCGGCUUUCAAGUUUGACACGUUCUCUCGUUCAAUCAAACCACUCGGACGAUUGAGAAGCCUCCAACUCAGCAUCGUUCGCGCGCGAGGGGAGGAAACCCUCGUCACCUGUGGCUCACAGCUUGUCCGCGCCAACCCGCGAAUAUCGAACUUCACCAUCUCCUUCCUCGAACGCUCCGGCCCAUCCCCAACGCGAGGCUCUCCGCCUACAAUCAUCCGCAGCGCGUCGUUCGAUCUCUUGACGGAUCAGCACGGUUUACCCGUGCAGCUACGCGUGAGAGAGAAAUCCCGACCAUUACUCUGGUGGCGUCAGCCUACCGCCACUACUCAGCUCGUCGACAUGCGCCCACCGGGUUAUCCUGGGACGCUUAAGGGUGGUGUAGUUGCAUUACUACUCGACCCUUCGCCGGCAGGUCAAGAGAUGCGGGUCAUAUGCUUGUGCGCCGCGCUAGUGCUCUCCACUGUUGGAGGCUGCUUCCUACUCUAG
Molecule: messenger RNA, 1635 nt
Organism: Peniophora sp. CBMAI 1063
Lineage: Eukaryota; Fungi; Basidiomycota; Agaricomycetes; Russulales; Peniophoraceae
Source: the annotation of a GenBank genome assembly